AUGGAUAGGCCUGUGGAAAAGAUGCAUGUGAAGGAAUUAAAAGAAAUUCUCGUAAGGAAGAAAGUGAGCCUGAAAGGAUUAACAGUGAAGGCCCAACUUGUUGCAAAGUAAGCCGGCAGCGUUUUUAACCCUGUGUUUUAUAUGAUUAAAUACACUUGACACUGACUUGAAAACCAUUAAAUGUACCUUUGUCUUUUGUCUCAUUAUUUUUUUCUGUCUAAGUGAUUGCAAGUUUAAAAUUAGCGUCCCUUGUUGAUUUUUUUGUGCAGAGUGAAGGAAGUACUUCAAAUGUGUACAGAUGAUCGCGGGCAAAAUGAUCAAAAUAAUCAAGCGACCGCCGCUGCACUUCGUGCUCGAAGUAAAAAGAGCGACUCAGAUCUUGUUAGGGAGAAUGAGGAAAAGUUUAGAUUUUGUCCCUCUGAGAAGAAUAUGGAUCAACUACUGGACGAUCUUCCUCCAUUCACGUAUAAUACCAUUGUGAAAUAUGUCCGAAACUCCGGUAAAAACAUUCAGCAUUCCCCGGACUACAUGGUAAUGAAGCCUUUUGAACGUGGUGUCAAUUUUUUUUAUUGAAGGUUACCUUCAUAACGUCGGGGCCAAGAAUCACAAAGAGAGCAAAACCUUUUAUUUCAGAGCCCUUUGCUACCGAAGUCUACGGAAAAGUGAACCCCCACAUAAAAUAAGAUUAGCGAUCUCAACAGAGCAACCUUACGAUGUACUUGCUUCAUCCUGCACCUGUGUCGCUGGAUCUUUGGGGUUUUGUAAUCAUGCCGUAGGCCUAAUGUAUCUAGUUUCCCACUAUUCCAUGACAAAAGCUAAAAUGAUCCCCGAUGACUUGGUUUGCACCUCCCUUCCACAGCAGUGGCAUAGGCCUAGAGGGAAAAAUAUAUCAUCGGAGCCUUUGAUGGAAAUAAUUUUCAAAAAACCUAAGUUAGGCACGACAUGUACAGGUGAGAGUACCUCAGUUUCUGUGUCCCCUGGUAUUACUUGUUCACUGUAUCCUGCAAUCAAGGCAGCCCCAACUAAUGCAGAGAUUGAGAGCUUUAAGGAUGAUUUAAAGAAGGUCAACAAGAACUUUGGCCUCAGUUUGUACAUGAAUGCUGGAAGUGAGAAGGUACUUACCAGGGCUGGUCUUGCACCCUUGGGAGGGUAUCUCAGUUAUCAAAUGGCACCCACUGAAGGAAACUUUAAAGUGACGUGUAAUGUAGACUUAUCUAAGCAACCGGCUAGCAGUGAAGAUGUCCCUAGAACAAUUUACCCUUCUUUCCCGUUACCUUUGGUUUCCCCCUUGUUCAUAGUCACUCAGUGCUCUUCAGAACAUAAUCAAUUUUAUGACUCACUAAGAAUCAAUGAAGAGAAUGCUGCAGAUCUUGAAAGGGCGACACAGUCACAACGAAACAGUAGCCGCUGGUGGACUGAAAGGAAACCAAGAUUGACAGCGUAG
Messenger RNA from Porites lobata, 1444 nucleotides. The record is from the annotation of a GenBank genome assembly. Lineage: Eukaryota; Metazoa; Cnidaria; Anthozoa; Scleractinia; Poritidae.